GUGGCCACAUAUUGGAAGUCGUGUGAACGCGUAGUAUACCUUGUUGUAGCUCUAUAUAUAUAUAAUACUACCCCUAAGAGGUUACAUAUAUUCCGCCGAACCAUUACUGACAGUGUUAACCUCAGACUGAAGAAAAUACAAGUAGAAAGAGUUGGAGCAAGAUCAUGAGGGUGUUUCCCAGGUUCAAGUUUCUGUCACGAGCAGUGCACGAGGAACACGAGGGUGAGCAUGAUGGGGAGAGAAGCAGGUACCCUUUAACGGAAGGAAGCUUGUGCACGUCCUUAACGCUAACAGUUUGGAAAAAAUCCCUAGUGAUUAGUUGUAAAGGGUUCACCGUCAUUGAUUCGUAUGGAAACCUUGCUUAUAGGGUUGACAAUUACAUCGGGCACCCCAAUGAAGUCAUUCUUAUGGACGCUUCAGGAAACUCUGUCCUCACUCUGCGCCGCUCCAGGAAGCUGGGAUUAGUAGAUAGCUGGUUUGUGUAUGAAGGGGAAAGAGGGAAGCAGGGUACGAGAAGUAAGUGGAGUAAAUCGAAUAACAGUCCAGUUUGUUGUGUAAGGAAGCGUGUGAAUAUUUUAGACGGCAAGCCCAAGGUUCAGGCCUACGUGUAUCGUGUAGCAUCGGACUCAGAUAAACGACAUGCGGCAUUCACAGUUGAAGGUUCCUAUGCACAUAGGACAUGUAAAGUGUUCGAUGAGUGCAAGAAGGCUGUGGCUGAAAUCAAGAGAAAGGAGGCCAAUAGCAAAGACGUCUCUUUCGGGAUAGAGAUUUUUCAAUUGGUUGUUCACCCUGGCUUUGAUCCUAGCUUUGCCAUGGCACUCGUUUUACUACUGGAUCAAAUGUUUUCGAACAAUGAACGCACGUCAAGCAAGAAGCUAGACAGAGCAGCGUUCACGUUUUAUUUGGUUUGAGGUGGAAAACCGCUGUCACGUACAUUCACAACGUGGAAUCAAAGAUGGCUUAACCUGUCAAAUUAUAUCUUACGAAUGGGAAUUCAUUUCUUA
Messenger RNA from Vigna angularis (adzuki bean), 1004 nucleotides. RefSeq names its product protein LURP-one-related 17. The record is from RefSeq and is a predicted model, not a curated record. The transcript is spliced from 3 exons. Lineage: Eukaryota; Viridiplantae; Streptophyta; Magnoliopsida; Fabales; Fabaceae. Bases 165 to 911 code for a protein of 248 amino acids.